Messenger RNA from Ceratitis capitata (Mediterranean fruit fly), 1397 nucleotides. Its product is annotated as GPN-loop GTPase 2. Gene Ontology annotation, cellular component: cytoplasm. The transcript is spliced from 2 exons. Bases 252 to 1169 code for a protein of 305 amino acids. Gene Ontology annotation, molecular function: GTPase activity. Lineage: Eukaryota; Metazoa; Arthropoda; Insecta; Diptera; Tephritidae. The record is from RefSeq and is a predicted model, not a curated record.
AGUAAAAAUUGUAAAUAAAAGUAAAGCAAAGGGUCUCCGCAACUCUUAAAUCUUCGUUUAACUAUUCGCCGGCAGAUGACGCACCAAGGAAGCCAUUCAGAUACCAAUUAGAAAUUCCCUACUCGUUUUGCUUUCGGAACUUUUCCUAUAGGAUUAUAAGAAUCAGCUGUUUUUGACAUUUGUGAAUUUGUUUACGAAAUGAUUAAGAAUUUGCUGUAGCACUUAACAUUAACUGAAAUUUUCCAUUUAAAAUGCUUCAAACUCCAGCUGUAACAUUUGUUAAUCCACGCUACGGUCAACUGGUCAUAGGACCACCUGGUUCUGGUAAAACAACAUAUUGUCAUAAUGCAUACAACUUCUACAAAGAGCUGGGACGUGAUAUUGGUGUCAUCAAUCUCGAUCCGGCCAAUGAGAAUAUGGAAUAUACACCAAUAGUUGAUGUAAUGCAAUUGAUCACCGUUGAAUAUGUUAUGGAGCAAUAUCAUUUGGGACCAAAUGGCUCACUUAUGUAUUGUGUGGAGUAUCUGGAAGCACAUCUCGAAGAUUGGUUUUUGCCAGAGCUGCGUAAAGCUAAUGCAACUUGUAAUUAUUUCCUUUUCGAUUGUCCUGGACAAGUAGAAUUGUAUACACAUCACACCGCUAUGGCAAACAUAUUUGAACGUUUACAAAAAGAAGGCUAUCAUUUGGUUACAAUAAAUCUUAUCGAUUCACACUAUUGCUCAGAACCAACAAAAUUUGUAUCCACACUGUUGUUAGCUUUAAAUAUGAUGCUACGCAUGGGCUUACCACAUGUGAAUGUGCUUUCUAAAGCGGAUUUGUUGCGCAAACAUGAAUCGAAACUACAAUUCAAUUUGGAUUUCUACACAGAUGUAUUGGAUUUAAAAUAUCUUCUGGAAUCGCUCGAUGACACACCAUCAAUGAAAAAAUAUCGCAAGCUAAAUGAAGCUAUAUGCUCAAUGGUAGAAGAUUAUGCCUUGGUAUCUUUCCAAUUGUUGAAUGCGCGCAGCAAGGCGAGUAUGUUACGCUUAAGAAAUCACAUUGACAAGGCGAACGGCUACAUAUAUAAGGCGGGUGAAGAGACGGCGGUGAAUUCAUUAUUAGCAUGUGCUGUUGGCGCCGAAGCGGAGGCAAUGCGUCAAGGACAUGAUAUUGAUCCGUACGUAACAUGAGGUGGUGCGAUGACAAUUUAAUGUAAUUAUAGUUUAAUAUGAUCAAAUACAGAAAUGCUUUAGUAUUUUGUAAGUUUAAAUGAUUAAUAAUGUGCUCUUUUUUUAACGGUUUCACACAAUAAUUAUAUUAAAAUGAGCUUUGUAAAUUGUAUACUUGUGCUAAUUGUAUAUAUGUAUGAUUACAUGUAAGUAUAUAAAUAUAUAGGACGCUUGUCUUGUACGUUAAAG